CCUGCCCGCCCGACGAUGACGUCACGCCCCAGAGCUGGCGUCACGUGUCCGCCCCCCCGCCGGGGGCGGGCUUUGAGGGCGGCCCUUCCGGUCGGCGGAGCCUGGCGGCUGGAGCAGCGGCGGCGGCGGCGGCGGCGCCCGAGACGCGGGGAUGGCGGGCGCCGGGGGCGAAGCCCGGUUCGCGGGGCUGUCGCUGGUGCAGCUCAACGACCUGCUGGAGGACGAGGGGCAGCUGGCGGAGAUGGUGCAGAAGAUGGAGGAGACCCAGAACGUUCAGCUGAGCAAAGAGAUGACGCUGGCCAGCAACCGCAGCCUGGCGGAGGGGAACCUGCUGUUCCAGCCCCAGCUGGACGAGCGGAAGGCCCGGCUGACCCAGAAGUACCAGGAGCUGCAGGUGCUCUUCGAGGCCUACCAGCUGAAGAAGGCCAAGCUAGCCAGCCCAGCAGCGCAUCCCUGGAGACCCUGCUCGCACUCCUGCAGGCGGAAGGGGCCAAGAUCGAGGAGGACACCGAGAACAUGGCGGAGAAGUUCCUGGAUGGAGAGCUGGCCCUGGACGCCUUCAUCGACGUCUACCAGAGCCAGCGGAGACUGGCCCACGUGCGGAGGGUGAAGAUCGAGAAGCUCCAGGAGAUGGUGCUGAGGAGGCCGAGGCCGCCGCAGGCCCCGGCCGCGCUGCUGCUGCCGCCCAGGGCGCCCGAGCCCGCGCCCGCCGCCCCACUGCCCUACCCUGCCCCGGAGGCCGGCGGGGCCCCCUCUGUGCUGCCACGGCGCAUCCCGCCCCCGGUGCCCGCAGGACGCUUGGCCACGCCGUUCACCGCUGCCAUGGGCUCGGCGCAGGCCCCCCCGCUCCCCGGACCGCUGUGCCCGCCCGUGCCCCCCCGCGUGGGCCUCCCGCCCCAGCAAGGAUUCUCCGCACAGUUCGUGUCGCCGUUCCCACCACCGCUCCCCCAGAGGCCCCCCCCUCGGCUGCCUCACCAGCCGGGCUUCAUCCUGCAGUGAGGGGCCCCGUCUGGCCCGAGACGCCCACCCUCCCCCGCUCCCGCCGGCCCGCGGGCCGGGCCGCGCUCGGGAGGCCGCGAGGCCGCGCUGUGGGGCCCCGGUUUGCGCCCCAGCCUCCGCCGGCCCCGACCUCGAGCCAGUCUGCAGCCCUCACGUGGUGUCUGAGUCUUGUGUUGGUGAACUCGUGAACCUGGGGCCCCCCCCAGAGUCGUGGCCUCCCGUCGAAGCUUCCCUCAGAGGCACAGUACCCUCUUUCUGCUUUCUUUCCGAGACGGUCGCCGCCCCAGCCUGUCACGGCCCGGAAGGUGCUCACGGAGUCUGUGGGGCCGCCCCUCCCCCAGACCGGGACCCCUCAAAGCCACACACAGGGUUUGCGCUUGGCCCACGGCCACGUCCGGGCCGGCCCGCGGGCGGGGGGCGGACUUCGCACAGCCGCUGCCCCGGCCCCCCCUGUCCCGCCCGCCCCCGCCGGCCCCAGGGUUUCUAUGAAGAAGUGCUCCAAUAUUUUUACUAUGUGGGUGAUUUUCCUGUUUUAUAUUGGGAAAGAAAACUUUUUUGACACAAGACCAUUCAGGGAAACUUUAUAAAAACACACAUGAUGUUUUGAACAGCUGUAACUGCAGAUGGCGUGAAGGCAAUUUCCUGUCUCACGAGCAGUGCGUGGUCCCACCUGCGACCCGCAGGCCCGGGGUGUGUGCCUUAGCUUCACCUGGUGCCGGGGAGGGGCUGCCCACCGCCCCCUGCAGGCCCCCAGGCUGGGGGGGGGGCAUCACCAGCUGCUGCCACCCAGCAGCUCCGGCUGGGCGGUCAGGAAGGACUUGUCGCCCCUGCAGGGGAGGAACAGCCCUCCGCCCUGGACCAGGAGCCCCUCCGCCACCGUCCUCGCCUCCAGUCGGGCGUGGGGCUCGGGUGGGCGGCGCAGGGACCCCCGCAGGAGGAGCUCGCCCCACAGAACAGAAGGUGCCAACAAACUAGGCUGCUCUUCCUGCCUCUCCGGGUUCCCGUCUAGAGGUGCCAUGUCUGUGGGUGCCACCUGUGCUGAAAUCAGCCUGGUGGUGGUCGCCACCCACUGUGGACGGCUGGUGCUCCGCUGUGGAACCAGCAGUCACCCUGGCCGGGCUGGUGACUGCCCACCCCGCUGGCUGCCGCGGGGGCCGCAGAGCAAAGGCAGGGCUCAGACGCCUGUCCUGCUGGGCCGUGGGCGGGGCCGCCAGCCUCUGUACCCCGUUUCCACCCGGUCCUGCUCCCGGACUCGAACUCUACUGUGUUGCGACGGUGUUGAAAGAAAGCGAAGCUGGGAAGGACGACGUACCGCCGCGCCAAUCAGGGGCCUGCGGCAUCCCGCGGGCCCCCGGGCAGCGCCGCUCGCCCGAUACCUCCGCCGCGGCGCUCGGUGCAGGCGUGGGGGAGGGGCUGCCCGGCCGGCCUCGCCGUCUCUCCGGGGCCGCGGCUGUAACACGUAGGACCGUUUUUAAUAAAUAGAGGAUUAUUCAUGA
Phyllostomus hastatus (greater spear-nosed bat) is the source of this 2495-nucleotide messenger RNA. RefSeq names its product VPS37B subunit of ESCRT-I (gene VPS37B). Bases 16 to 999 code for a protein of 327 amino acids. The transcript is spliced from 4 exons. Gene Ontology annotation, biological process: protein targeting to membrane; protein targeting to vacuole; ubiquitin-dependent protein catabolic process via the multivesicular body sorting pathway. NCBI's taxonomy places the organism in Eukaryota, Metazoa, Chordata, Mammalia, Chiroptera, Phyllostomidae. The record is from RefSeq and is a predicted model, not a curated record. Gene Ontology annotation, cellular component: ESCRT I complex.